Messenger RNA from Papaver somniferum (opium poppy), 5378 nucleotides. Its product is annotated as lysine-specific demethylase REF6-like. Gene Ontology annotation, molecular function: histone H3K4me/H3K4me2/H3K4me3 demethylase activity. NCBI's taxonomy places the organism in Eukaryota, Viridiplantae, Streptophyta, Magnoliopsida, Ranunculales, Papaveraceae. Gene Ontology annotation, cellular component: nucleus. The coding region runs from base 235 to 5025 and encodes 1596 amino acids. Gene Ontology annotation, biological process: chromatin remodeling. The record is from RefSeq and is a predicted model, not a curated record. The transcript has 7 exons.
CCACUUGCCCUCAAUUUUCUCACCUCUCCCUUGUUUUUAUACAUUCAAAGAGUUGGAGAGAGGAGAGAAAGAGAGAUGAAAAACAGAGGUUAGAAACUGAAAACCCUAGAAAUUUCAAUCCCCUUUCUCUGCUCACUCUUCGUUCAAUUCUUUUCACAGUUUCAUCGAUUUUGAUCUUUUAAUUCUUAACCAAAUGAAGAUUCAAGUAUAAUCCGUAGUAUCCCCUUUUCUUCAAUGGCAACAUCAUCAGUAGCAGCAGAGUCAGAGGUACCACUAUGGUUAAGAAACUUACAAUUAGCACCAGAGUAUCACCCAACUUUAGAAGAAUUCCAAGACCCAAUUUCAUAUAUACUAAAGAUUGAAAAAGAUGCAUCAAAAUAUGGAAUCUGUAAGAUCAUACCACCAAUAUCAUCUCCACCAAAGAAAACAGCAAUUACGCAACUCAAUCGUUCUUUAUCUGCAAGAAAUCCAAACUCAAUCUCUAAAACUCUACCUACAUUUACUACUAGACAUCAACAGAUCGGUUUCUGUCCUCGUAAACCACGGCCUGUACAGAAACCAGUAUGGCAGAGUGGAGAGGCUUACACUGUACAGCAAUUUGAAGCAAAGGCAAAGGCGUUCGAGAGGAGUUAUUUGAAGAAGAGUGCGAAGAAGAAGGUGUUUAGUGAACUGGAGAUUGAGGCUUUGUUUUGGAAAGCUAGUCGUGAUAAGCCAUUCACUGUGGAGUAUGCCAAUGAUAUGCCAGGGUCUGCAUUUGUACCGAUUAAUGAGAAGAAAUGGAGAGAAUCAGGGAUACCGACGACAGUUGGGGAGACUGUAUGGAAUAUGAGAGGUGUUUCAAGGCAUAAAGAAUCGUUGUUAAGGUUUAUGAAGGAAGAUAUACCGGGUGUUACUUCACCAAUGGUGUAUUUAGCAAUGUUGUUUAGUUGGUUCGCUUGGCAUGUAGAGGAUCAUGAUUUGCAUAGUUUGAAUUAUUUGCAUAUGGGUGCUGGGAAAACUUGGUAUGGAGUUCCUAAAGAUGCGGCCGUGGCAUUUGAGGAAGUGAUUCGAGUGCAUGGAUAUGGUGGAGAGGUUAAUCCGCUUGUCACUUUUGCUACCCUUGGCGAGAGGACUACAGUGUUGUCUCCUGAAGUACUUAUUGGUGCCGGGAUUCCUUGCUGCAGAUUGGUGCAGAAUGUUGGGGAGUUUGUUGUCACUUUCCCAAGAGCUUACCAUUCAGGAUUCAGCCAUGGAUUCAAUUGUGGGGAGGCAGCAAAUAUUGCAACACCAGAAUGGUUGACAGUUGCAAACGAAGCUGCAAUUCGCAGGGCUUCUAUUAAUUGUCCACCAAUGGUGUCUCAUUUACAGCUUCUAUAUACACUAGCACUGUCAUUAUGUCCUAGUGUACCUAGGAACAUCAGCAGCGAUGAGCCACGCAGCUCCAGACUAAAAAAUAAGAAGAGGAGUGAAGGACAAACCAUGAUUAAAGAGUUAUUUGUGCAGAAUAUGAUACAGAAUAACAACCUAAUUCAUCUUCUUAUUGAACAAGGAGCUUCUUGUGUUCUUCUGCCACAAAGUUCUUUAGAAACAUUUGAAUGUUCAAAUUUAGGUGUUGGAUCCCAAGUUAAGGUAAAGCCGAGGUUGUCACUUGGUUUAUGCACCAACAAGGAAUCACUUGAAGCCUCAAAAACUUCUCUUUCCAAUAUGGACAGAAACAUGGGGGUCAGGCCUUAUAAUGGUGUCGCUUCACUGAAAGGAAAAUCUAAUCUGGAAUUGGGAGGAAACAGGCUUUCAUCCUCAUCACUAAGCAGAAAUGGUUCAUAUGAAAAUACUAACUUGUUCACUUCCACUUCAGUCAUAGGGAACCCUAACAAAACAAGCACUUCACAGAGUUCUAGGUUGAUAGAACAAGGACUUUUUACGUGUGUCACAUGCGGGGUAUUGACCUUUGGAUGUGCAGCUGUAAUUCAACCCAGUGAUGUUGCUGCUAGAUACUUACGUUCUGCUGACUGUGGUUUCUUUAAUGAGUGGGCAGUUGGUUCUGGAGAUAGAUACCCUGUUGCUGAGGAAGUAGACGAUACUCCUGAGGCUGACCACCCUUCAGGACAAACAGAGAAGAGUGACCAUGAUGGCCUACAUAAUGUAGACUUGGUUCCAGAAAGGGUAAAAUCAGCUUUAGAUACCGGAACCAACAAGGAUGUUACUUCUCUUGAUCUACUAGCUUUUGCAUAUGGGAACUCGUCAGAUUCCGAGGAUGAUAACGCAAAUGAUAGGGGAGACUGUUCACCAUUUCAUCAACAUAGCGAGUUCUUAUCCAACGGUUUCGGAUCCCAUUCCCUUGAGCAUGAUUCUGUAGAUGCAAUAGUUGAGAGUAGCUCCUAUCUUUCACGGAGACAAGGUUAUGGGACUGACAGGUUUAUCAAAACUUAUCAACGAACCAAGGUUUCUGAUAGGAAGCAGAAACAGAGAAGUCAUGAUGCUGAUAUUAAAGGUGUAGAGGCUCCUCAUAUCUUCUCUGAGAAUAACACGCGGGAACUUGUGCACAGGGAAUCGAUUGGUGAUAAGGAUUCUUGUAGAAAUACAACAUUGACCGGAUAUGUUGAAUCCCAUCAGGGUGAUCUUUCAAAUAGUUCCACACGUCAUUGUUUGAAUGAACCAAGCAAGUCUACAAAUGCUGAGUUACCAUUGAAGAAUUCAAACAAGCAGAUUGUGCAAAGCUCUGAUGUGGACUCCACCAGAAAACAUAUAUUCUGCCUUGAACACGCUGUGGAGGUGGAAAACCAGCUGAGACCAAUCGGUGGAGUUCAUAUGCUGCUCAUUUGUAAUCCAGAGUAUUCCCAAAUUCAAGUUGAGGCAAAAUCACUGUCAGAGGAAAUGGGAGUAAAAAAACACUGGAAUGCCAUUCCGUUCAUUGAGGCCAGCAAAGAUGAUAUAGAGAGAACCCAAUCAGCUCUGUAUGACGAGGAAGCUAUUGCUGGUAAUGGGGAUUGGUCUGUAAAGCUGGGUGUCAAUCUCUACUAUAGCGUCAGUCUUAGCCAGUCGCCUAUAUAUAGUAAGCAAAUGCCUUACAAUCCAGUCAUCUAUAAGGCAUUUGGCCGCAGUUCUCCAGCGUUUAACUCCCCAACAGACCCUGAGUUUUCUACAAAGGGAUCUGGUAAGCAGAAGAAAAUAUUUGUUGCAGGUAGGUGGUGUGGGAAGGUGUGGAUGUCAAACCAGGUUCAUCCCUACCUUGUUGAUAGGCAGACCCAAGAUCACCCCAUGACUUUUCACAGUCAUACAGUGCGUGAGUUUAAGCUCGAGGGAACACCUAACAUGGCCCACUUGACUGAGCAACUACUGGUUCCGAAGAAGAAUUCUUCACCGUGUGCAAGGACACCUGCUAUUGUAAAUAGAAAGCCUACACGGAAGAGGAAAAAUACAUCGGAAAAGCCUGCAACUAAGAGACAUCAGAGUUCCCAGCUGGACAACAGGCUGGUUGAGGCUGAAGUCGAGAUUGAGGAUGAAGAUGAACCUGCAGCAGAAGAGUUGUCCCCUGAAAGUGACUCCCCUCCUCUACGGGAGAGGCUACUCAGAAGUGGUGGUCGGACAAAACAUGAGGCUGCACGCCACCUCAGUAGUACCUUAAGGGGUGGUCGACAUUAUGGCUCAAAUAUGUAUAUAAAAGACGACAUUGACGAUGAAGAUGAAGUUGCAGCAGAAGAGUCGUCCCCUGAGAGUGAUUACCCUCUUCUCCAGGAGAGGCUACUCAGAAAUGGUGGUCGAAUGAAAGAUGACACUGAAGAUGAGGAUGAAGAUGAAGCUACAGCAAUAGAGUUCUCCCCUGAAAGUGAUCUCCCUCUUCUACCAGAGAGGCCACGCAGAAGUGGUGGCCGAAUGAAACAUGAGACUCCACGCCAUCUCAGUAGUACCUUAAGGGGUGAUCGACGACAUGAUUCAAAUAUGAGUACAAAAGAUGAAAUUGAAGGUGGAUACCACUCACGGCUUAGAAGGACGCCACGGAAGCGUUUUGUUGCUGAAGAAGAGGAAGAAGAAGAGGAGGAGUUGGUGGUGGUGGAGGAGGAGGAGGAGGAGGAGGAGGAGGAAGAAGAAGAAGAAGAAGAAGAAGAAGAAGAAGAAGAAGAAGAAGAAGAAGAAGAAGAAGAAGAAGAAGAAGAAGAAGAAGAAGAAGAAGAAGAAGAAAAAGAAAACAAUGUACCCAGUGCACGACCUAGAAGAACAACAUCAUGGAAGCAUGUUGUUGCUGAAGAAGAGGAAGAGGAGGAGGAGGAAGAAGAAGAAGAAGAAGAAAACAACAUACCCAGUGCACAGUCUAGAAGAAGAGCACCUUGGAGGUCUGUUAUUGCUGAAGAGGAGGAGGAGGAGGAAGAAGAAGAAGAAGAAGAAGACAAUAUACCCAGCAAACGGCUUAGAGGAAAAACAUCAUGGAGGCCUGUUGUUGCCGAAGAAGAGGAGAAGGAAGAAUACAAUAUACCCAGCAAACGGCCUCGAAGAAGAACAUCUUGGAAGCCUGUUAUUGCUGAAGAAGAGGAAGAAGACGACAAUUUAGUGGUGGUCAGAGGGAAAGGGAAAAGGAGGGUGAAAGGGAAAGUGAAGAUAGAGGAAGAGAAGCAACCCAUGAGGAGAGCUAGAAAAGUUUCUUAUGCUAGUAGUAGUAGGAACAAACUACCCUUGGAAGAUGCAGAAGGAGAGUACCACUGUAAUGUUGAAGGAUGCACUAUGGGAUUCAGCUCAAAGCAAGAACUCUCGUUGCAUAAGAAGAAUAUGUGUUCUGUGAAGGGAUGUGGGAAAAGCUUCUUCUCUCACAAAUACCUCAUGCAGCAUAGAAGAGUCCACUCCGACGAUCGUCCACUCAAAUGUCCAGUUAGAGGGUGCAUGAUGACGUUUAAGUGGCCGUGGUCUCGUACUGAACACAUUCGGGUACACACAGGUGACAGACCUUACCAGUGUCGUGACUGUAAUCAGUCGUUCAGGUUUGUAUCAGAUUUUAGCCGUCACAAACGAAAGACGGGUCAUUCAGUGAAGAAGGGAAGAGGAGGAAAGAAAUAGCUGGAAUUGGAGAGAAAGAAUGGAUGGCUGUAAAGUAAAAUGUAAAGCUCCGGAAGAUGGAAACACAGAUUGGCUAUCAUUGCACGCCACUAGCAUCUGAUAAAGUCGCAUAUUAACUAAGCGUUGAUUUAGACCUAGUAAAGCUUUUCCUUUGGCCAAUAGCUCUACAUGAGCUUUGGGUGCCCAAAGUAUGAGUUUCUAGAUGAAAGAAGAAUAGGACUGGAUUGUAUUCUUCUUUUAUUUUAAAAAGCCGUUGUAUCUGUUUUUUCAUGGACCUAUUUUUGGAUCCAUAUGAUUAACAUUUAAACACCAGAUCAAUUGCUUGAGACUUGGAAACAGAAUCAUCUUUCACU